AUGACAAUGAGUUCCGGCGACAGACCCUCGUCUUCAACAACCUCACUGCAACGAAAAGAGUCCCUCAAACCAGGGUAUGAUCCAUCUCUCCUCCCCGACUACGAGACUCCAUUCAUCACGGAUGAUGACCUUCGUGCAUUUGAAAAAGCGCUGAGCGCUCCUGAGGUCGAACCUCUAGUCGCCAUCAACGACUGGCGCCCAAUCCGCCAGCGCGUCCGACGACCGUUCCGUUCCCGCGCCGUAUCAAAUACCACCAACAAACCACCUCGAAGAACCAAAGACGAGACGCGCGAAGGGUUUCUAUACACGCUGCUCAAGUACCCAUUUCUAGCGACUGUGUUUGCAUGGAUUGCGAUCUUGAGCGUUGUAUAUGUCCUUACUCGGCUGUACAUAUAUCUCUACGAACACUUUGUAACCUGGACCGGUCGACGGGAGAAGUUACGAAGGUCGCUACAUUCUACGCGGAAUUACGAAGAUUGGCAGCGCGCAGCACAUAACCUGGAUACCUAUCUUGGCAAUGAGAAGUGGAAAGAAAACGAUGAAUACGCUUACUACGAUCAUUUGACGGUGAGGAAAGUGGUGAAACAGCUCAGGCAGCUGCGGAAACAAGUCGAGAAGGAGACACAGAGUGGAAGUGUACAGGACGAAGAAGCGGUUGAAGAUCUUCGCUCGCUUUUAGAAGCUUGUGUCAAGAAUAAUUUUGUUGGGGUUGAGAAUCCGAGACUUUACAGUGAAGCUUAUUCGGGUACGAAACAUCUGGUGCAGGAAUAUAUUGAUGAGGUGCAUCUAUGUUUGGAAUGGCUACUCAACACACGGGACUUGACCAAGGAAGUAAAAUACCGUCAUUUUCGACAUUUGGACACAAACUUUGGACGGACUGCGCUGUGUUUGUCCGGAGGGGCCACCUUUGCUUACUACCACUUUGGAGUGGUCAAGGCUCUUUUGGACAAUGGCGUCCUGCCAGAAAUCAUUACAGGAACAUCUGGGGGAGCAUUGGUUGCAGCGCUAGUGGCUACCAGAACGGACGAAGAAUUGAAACAGCUACUCAUCCCGGCUCUGGCGUAUCGCAUCAGGGCAUGUCACGAGAAAUUUCCCGCAUGGGUCAAACGUUGGUGGAAGACUGGUGCUCGCUUCGAUACCCUCGACUGGGCGAGACAGUGCAGUUGGUUCACUAGAGGCUCCAUGACUUUCCGAGAAGCUUUUGAGCGCACGGGAAGAAUUCUCAAUGUUUCAUGCGUACCCUCAGACCCUCAUUCGCCCACCAUUUUGGCCAAUUAUCUCACAUCUCCAGACUGCGUAAUCUGGAGCGCAGUGAUAGCUUCGGCCGCCGUACCCGGUAUUUUGAAUCCCGUGGUUCUAAUGAAAAAGAACAAAGACGGCAGUUUAUCUCCCUACUCUUUUGGUCACAAAUGGAAAGACGGCAGCCUCCGCACUGACAUCCCGGUCAAAGCACUUAAUCUCCACUUCAACGUCAACUUCACAAUCGUCUCUCAAGUCAACCCACACAUCAACCUAUUCUUCUUCAGUUCCCGGGGCUCUGUCGGCCGUCCCGUCACCCAUCGCAAAGGCCGAGGCUGGCGAGGCGGGUUUUUAGGCUCGGCAGUAGAGCAAUAUAUCAAACUUGAUCUGAACAAAUGGCUUCGCGUGCUUCGACAUUUGGAGCUUCUGCCGCGUCCAUUGGGUCAGGACUGGAGUCAAAUAUGGCUACAACAUUUCAGCGGCACAAUUACCAUCUGGCCGAAAUCGGUACCCUCUGAUUUCUGGAAUAUCCUAUCUGAUCCUUCGGCAGACCGAUUGGCUCGUAUGCUACAUGUCGGACAACAAAGCGCAUUCCCAAAGAUUCAGUUUAUACAGAACCGUAUGAAAAUAGAGAAUCUGAUAAUGCUAGGGUUGUUGAAGAAUUCACCCAAUGGCAUGAAUCAUGAUAAGUCACCUCUCCUCUCCCGCCGACACGACGAUUACGACCGAGACGUUGGCGGAGAGAAAAGGGAAGGCGAUCAACUCGACGAAGCGACCAGAAUAGUCUCCUUACCGGGUGAGCCAGAAGAAGAAGAUUUAUCUUCCGAUCGUCUAAGCGUCCCAAAUACGCACUCGUUUCCGUCAUUUUCAAAUUCUCAUCCUGCCCAUGUACCUAAUCAUCAUCGACGGAGCAGCGUUAUUGAUGAAAUGCGCCGUCAGUCAGCUGUGUUCUUUGAUGAUUCGGAUGUUUAUUAUGGCGAGGAGAGUGAUGAGAGCACCGGCCUUGGUGGUGCGAAGGGUAUCUGGGAUAAGGCGAGGAAGACGAAAUCGGCAGACUAA
Talaromyces amestolkiae is the source of this 2298-nucleotide messenger RNA. RefSeq lists its product as uncharacterized. The record is from RefSeq and is a predicted model, not a curated record. Gene Ontology annotation, molecular function: triacylglycerol lipase activity. Lineage: Eukaryota; Fungi; Ascomycota; Eurotiomycetes; Eurotiales; Trichocomaceae. The transcript has a single exon. The coding region runs from base 1 to 2298 and encodes 765 amino acids. Gene Ontology annotation, biological process: lipid metabolic process.